This is a messenger RNA of Harpegnathos saltator (Jerdon's jumping ant), 1401 nucleotides long. It is a transcript of the gene mRpL37, whose product is annotated as mitochondrial ribosomal protein L37. Bases 109 to 1356 code for a protein of 415 amino acids. The record is from RefSeq and is a predicted model, not a curated record. Lineage: Eukaryota; Metazoa; Arthropoda; Insecta; Hymenoptera; Formicidae. Gene Ontology annotation, cellular component: mitochondrion; ribosome. Gene Ontology annotation, biological process: translation. The transcript is spliced from 7 exons. Gene Ontology annotation, molecular function: structural constituent of ribosome.
UCGGUUAGAGAGGUUAUGCUUCAUAUACAUAGAAGAGGUGUUGUAAAAUUAAAUGAGAGAUCUUUUUACUUGAUUAUUGAAUAUUUCCUGCUAUAACAUACAUACACAAUGAAGUUUACGCAAAUUUUGUUUAAACAACACUUAGACAGAAUGUUUAAAAGGAUAUGGCAUGUGAAACGAAAUCGUAAUAUUAGGAUUUUAAAUGCAGAAGAAUACUUGUCAACAUUGGGGUUUAAAGUGAAAGAUCCUUUAGAAAUAGUGAAACCAAAGCAAAUAUUUCCAAGGAUUCCACAACAUGAAUUACCUCCUCUGAAUGUUAUAUUUAAUGAGACACAUCCUGAUUGGAAAGUUAAGGCAUGUCUUACAUUUAAAGACCACAAUGUUCUGCAACAAGGACUUUCUCAAGCACAGAUAUUAACAAACACUGUGUGUUUGUCAGAGAGUUCUUCAAGUCAUAUUGCAAAUUUGCUUCCUGACCUUCCAGAAAAUAUAGAUGAUAUAGUAAAAAGGGCAGUUUAUGCUUCAAAUAUAUUUGAUGCUCAUCAAGAGAAAUUACCAAAGAGGAAAGAUCCUAAUAGACCUGCAUGGGUAUUUCCCAGAGAUUAUGGCAUAACCAAUGCACGGAAAAUGCAAAAUAUGUCUAGAAAAUUUGUACAACUUUGUGAGUCUUUAUCUGGCACAGAUAUUGCACAGAAACGAUGUGUAUUGUAUGAUGCAGUUACAAAGAUAGACUGGGAUAAGGAAUCGGAUUUGUUUCAAUUUACUUUAAGAUCUGAUGUGAUGAUCAUGUCACUAAACUCUUUGAAACCAAUUGAAAGUUCUAUCGACAACAUAAAGAUUGAUCUCCCAAAUAUCUAUCCUAUGCACCACACUGUCAGUUUUGAUGAAACAAACUUCUAUAAAAUUGGGGACAUAUAUCCUGUCAGCACAACAUCACCUUGGAUAAACAUUCAUACCAUCUUCGUGCAUUAUGAUCCAGAAGAAGUUAAAAAUUUGACGGAGUUGGCUGUGAGGGAGGAUCAGAUUUUUGGUCGUGCCAUGCUGAAGUCGUACACUGUGGCAGUAUCUUGUGCACGUCAAAGAUUCGGACUAUUCGUAAAGAAAUUGCCGGAGCCUGUCACUGUACAGUGCAUUCAUACAGAUGGAAAACACUAUCACUUUUUCAUAUAUCAACUUAAUUCAUUGGACACAAACGAUAACAGUACGAAAAAUUUCUGGUGCACUUUGCCACCUUUGAGGCUCUUUCGGCAAGCUCAGUAUGAUAACGGAAGACCGGUAAUUGAAGAUUACAAUCCGGAAGUAUUCAGGAGAAUACUCGCGUUUUAUAGGAACGGUAGUUCAAGUGACAAAGCAUGAAAAUAUCUGUCAAUUUAAAUAAAAUUAUAGACUUGCUUCUUUAUC